UUGUUCAACACGAGAGAGGACAGUGCCUUCAAGGAGGCCUUGAAACUCUACGAAUCAAAACAGUACAAGAAGUCCUUGAAGAUAUUGGAUCAGGUCUUGAAGAAGAACUCAAACCACAUCGAAUCCGUUUGCUUGAAAGGGUUGGUUUUGGAUCAGCAUUCCAAGGCGAGAUUGGAGGGAAACAACGCCAACAACUCUGGGGCCACUGCCACUUCCAAUGCCAACAACAACAUUUCGUUCCAAGAAUACAACCAAAACAUAUCUGACGCUAAAAACUAUAUUGAACGAGCAAUUGAGAAAAACGCAUUGAAAAACAACCCCAUCGUAUACCAUAUCAUUGCCAUUUAUUACAAGCAGAACUUGGAUUACGCCAACGCUGCCAAAUUCUACCAACUAGCGGUUGACAAUGAGGCUGUUAAUAAAAACAUCCCCAACGAUUUGUCCCUCUGUUUAUCUCAACUAAGAGACUAUCCUAAUUUAGUUAAAGCAAAGGAUUUGGUAUUGAACAACGCUCCUGGAUAUAGAGCGAAUUGGACUGCAUUGUCGAUUGCGUAUCAUUUAAAUGGCGAUUAUAACAAUGCAUUCAAACGUUUGACCCAAUUUGAAGCUUUAGCAAAGGGAAAAAUCUCCGAUGCCGAAAAAUAUGAACAUUCCGACUGUUUAUUAUACAAAAAUUCAAUAAUUUAUGAAUCUGGAAACAUUAAAAAGGCCCUUGAUGAUUUAGAAGUUAUAAAACCAUCCAUUAAAGAUUUUUUGACCUGGUUUCAAUUCAAGGCCAAAUAUUUCCUCUUGUUAAAGGACUACAAGAACGCCGCAAUUGCUUAUAGAACGUUAUUGAAAAGAAAUCCCGAUAAUAUCAGUUACUAUUAUAAUUUGGAAGUUGCUUUAAAAUUCCCAUCUGUUAAAAAUCCAGAAAAAAAAUUAGCUCUAAGAUUGAAAUUAUAUGACAAAUUAUCCAAAUUUUAUCCUAAAUCUGAUCCUCCAAAAUUCAUUCCUUUGACUUUUUUGAAUUCAGAAAAUCCGCUAUUUAAAAUAAAAUGUCAAGACUAUAUUUUAGAAAAAUUGUCUAGAGGUGUUCCAUCAACUUUUAAUAACUUGAAAUCUAUCUACAAAAAUGAGAAAAAAAGCAAAGUUAUUGAAUCAAUUGUUUUGCAAUUUUUAAAAGAUUUACUAUCGCCUUCAACUAAAAUCAAAGAUCCAACUGUAACCGCUUGGACCUAUUACUAUUUAGCUCAACAUUAUCUUUAUUUAAAUGAUACUGAGAAUGCAAAGAACUAUAUCGAUAAAGCAAUUGAGCAUUCUCCUACUUUAGUUGAGCUAUACUUGAUGAAAGCAAGAAUCGUUAAAAGAACUGGUGAUUUCCUUGAAGCAUCAAAAAUUAUGAACGAAUGUAGAUUAAUGGAUUUACAGGAUCGUUUUGUUAAUUGUAAAACAGCUAAAUAUUAUCUUAGAGCCAAUUUGGUUGAUGAGGCAAUCAAAACUGCCUCAAUAUUUACUAUCAACUCUAAAUAUCCAAACGGUUUGCAAGAUUUAUAUGUAAUGCAAUCAAGUUGGUAUAUCGUUGAAGAAGGUGAAGCAUAUUUCAGAAUUUAUAACCAAAAAUUAAAAGAAUUUCAAAAAUUUAUUACCAAUCAUGAAAAGAAGGAAUUUAUUGAAAAAAUUCUCAAUUCUACUAUUUCUAUUAGAGAAUAUACAAAGGAGGAAUUGAAAGAAAGAGAUGCCCUAUUGAAAAGUAUUAAAGAGAAAUUGUCGGAAAUUAAGAAAGCUAAGGGAUUGUCAAUGAAAAGAUUUGAUGCAGUGAUCAAGAUUUUUAACACAUAUUACAAUGAUCAAUAUGAUUUUCACACAUAUUCAAUGAGAAAGGGCACACCGCUUUCUUAUAUUGAAAUGGUAAAAUAUGAAGAUACAAUUUAUAAAUCAGGAGUGUUUCAAAGAGCCAUUAAAGGAAUUUCAGACUUGUAUUUUGAGAUUAACUAUGAACUAAAAUUUAAAAAGCAAUUUGAAAAUGCUGAAAAAAUUGAAAAAAUUGAAGAUAUCAAUUCAAUUUUAAGCAUUGAAAGUGAUUCGGAAUUGACAUUUUUGAAAGCAUUAAAGAUUUUAUUGAUUGAGAAUGACCAAGAUCCAUUUGGAAAUCAAUUAAUUUCCUGUUCAAAUCCAAUUGAGGAAUUGAAUCAAAAACUUGAACCUCUAUUAAAACAGGGACCAAAUUUAUUAUUUACGUUAAAAUUAUUAUUCAGAAUUUAUUUCAAUCAAAAUAAAUUUUUGUUGUGUUUCAAGAGCAUUAAAACCAUUGAUCAGUUA
This is a messenger RNA of Ascoidea rubescens DSM 1968, 2301 nucleotides long. It is a transcript of the gene NAT1, whose product is annotated as peptide alpha-N-acetyltransferase complex A subunit NAT1. The annotation marks the transcript as partial. Gene Ontology annotation, biological process: N-terminal peptidyl-methionine acetylation. The transcript is spliced from 2 exons. Gene Ontology annotation, molecular function: protein binding; protein-N-terminal amino-acid acetyltransferase activity. Gene Ontology annotation, cellular component: cytoplasm; NatA complex. Lineage: Eukaryota; Fungi; Ascomycota; Saccharomycetes; Ascoideales; Ascoideaceae. The record is from RefSeq and is a predicted model, not a curated record.